AGUUUCGUAAUCGUCAGUCCUCACAUCUCUGUCCGAGCAGUAAAUCGGUAUCACAAAUUCUAAGUUAUCAUUAAUAAAUAAAAUACUAUUACAGUUAAUGUGAGACAAAUAAAUUUAAGUCACAUGUGUGUUCAUCUACUCGUUAGAAAUAAAUAGAAUUUAUUUAUUGUUUACUGUCAGAAUGUUUUCAUUGAAAGUAAUUUUUAUCGCGAUAGUGGCUACGGUAUUUUACGCCGAGCCAGCGGACGCGCUAAGAAUUCUUGGAAUUUUUCCACUUGCCGGCAGAAGUCAUUUCAUUCCCGCGGCACAAUUAUUAAAAGGACUCGCUGCCAAAGGACAUAAAGUUGACGUCGUCAGUCAUUUUCCUCAAAGCAAACCUCUGCCUAAUUACACGGACAUCAGUUUGAAAGGCACGUUACGAAUCGCGACGAAUAACAUGACUUACAAUGACACUAGACAAUUCAAUUCGUUUUCUAUGUAUCAGUUUACUUAUAUGACAGGAGUUGAAGUUUGCGGUUUAUUAGGACAGCCGGUUUUUGAAAAACUUUUAAAAACUCCUAAGGGAACCUAUGAUUUGAUUAUACUUGAGUUAUUUGCCGCGAAUUGUUACAUUCCAUUCGGUCAACAUCUCGGAGCUCCGGUAGUCGCGAUGGUUGUGUCGAAAAUGCACGAUUGGCUGUACGGACCAUUCGGUGUGCCCUUUAACACAGCAUAUACGCCAAGUUUGUUCUCAAGCUUCGACCAGCGUAUGACAUUUCUACAACGACUUCAAAAUACCGCAGUAUCGUCAAUAAUCGUGGCUCAAAUAAAUUACUACAUGGAAAAUCAGAAGAUUUUUGUCGAAAAGUACUUUAAUCGCAAGGUCGCGAGCAUCAUGGAUUUAUAUGACGAAGUAUCAAUCGUACUUCUCAAUUCACAUCACAGCCUCUAUGACAUAAUACCCACACCGCCGGCGGUAAUUGAAGUCGGUGGCCUUCAUGUUCAUGAUGAUCAGCAAGAAUUAUCUCCCGAGAUUAAAAAAUGGCUUGAUGAAAGUAAAGAUGGCUGCGUUUAUUUCACAUUUGGGUCAAUGGUUAGAAUAGAAACAUAUCCAGCAGCAACACUUGAAAUUUUUUACGAAAUGUUCAAGAAAAUUGCACCAGUCCGAGUAUUAUUAAAGAUAACAGAUCCUAAAUUACUACCCCCAGGAUUACCUAAAAACGUCAUGAUAUCGCCUUGGUUACCACAAGUCGCUAUUUUAAAGCACAAGAAUACGAAGGCCUUUAUAACUCACGGAGGAUUAAUGGGAACACAGGAAUCGCUGGCUUAUGGAGUUCCGAUGGUCGGUUUGCCGAUUUUCGGGGACCAGUAUACGAACUUGCAGGUUUAUGAAAAACGUAAAAUUGCAGUUGUAUUGAAGCAUGAGGAUAUAACUGCAGAAUCAUUGACCAAAGCUGUUACUACUGUUCUCAAUGAUCCGAAUUAUAGAGAUAAUAUAAAACGACUGUCAAAAUUAUUCCUCGAUCGACCGAUGAGCGCAAUGGACACGGCUAUUUUCUGGGUCGAAUACACCGCGAGAAAUGGAAAUAUCUUACAAUCACCGGCGACCAAACUGUCAUGGUGGCAGUAUUAUUUGAUCGAUGUAUAUGGAUUCAUAUUGUUGUGUAUAGCUGCUGUUCUAUAUAUCACGAAGUGCCUCAUAAAGUUCCUAUACAGAUUAAUUUGUUCAAGAAAAUCAUCGCAGAACAAGACACCGGUCGCGAAAUCCAAAAAAAAUAAAUAAACGCUCGCUGUUGAUGAGAUUCAAAAAAAAAUUAUCGAAGUAAACCACCGGAAAUUACUCUACUCAAUGUAAAAAAAAAAUACCAUUGUACAGAAAAUUUGUAGAUAAGAAUAAUAUAGAAAAUUUUUUAAACACCGAAUUCAAAUUUUUACGAUCUCUAAAAAAAAAUUUGUAUGUUUGUAAUUAAUUAAUAAUCGCGGCACGCAAUUAAUAAGCUCAUAAAUAUUAUAAUUAGUGCACUAGCUAGCAAAUUUAAACUAAAUAUCGGUAGUAAAAUAUUAGAUUUUUUGUUAAUUUGCUUGUACCGAUUUUUGAAAUUAAUAAAAAUUUUUUACUCAUCGA
This is a messenger RNA of Microplitis mediator, 2104 nucleotides long. Its product is annotated as UDP-glucosyltransferase 2-like. Lineage: Eukaryota; Metazoa; Arthropoda; Insecta; Hymenoptera; Braconidae. The transcript is spliced from 5 exons. Gene Ontology annotation, molecular function: UDP-glycosyltransferase activity. The coding region runs from base 182 to 1762 and encodes 526 amino acids. The record is from RefSeq and is a predicted model, not a curated record.